CGGUACCUCGGCGUGACGCAAGUCAAGUAGCCUAUAAAUUCAAUGACCUGCGCAUCUUUAWCAAUAAAAUAAUAAAAUACAGUUAGCUUGACCGGGACACAAGCUAAAGGAGAAUAAGACCAACACUUGAACUACUCUACAGAGUAUUAUUUUUAUUCUUCACUGUGUUUGCUGUGAGUGUCACUUCAACUGGGACUUGGAGCAGAAGUCUCAAGAACACGACUCAAAAUGAAAUACGUUAUAGGAAUUGGCGGUGUGACCAAUGGUGGGAAAACAACUUUGACGAAUAGACUGAUCAAGUCAUUGCCUAACUGUUGUGUGGUGCAUCAAGAUGACUUUUUCAGGAAACCUGAUCAUAUAGAAGUCGGGGCGGACGGCUUUAGACAGUGGGAUGUGAUCACAGCAUUGGACAUGGAUGCCAUGGCGAAUACAAUACGAGGAUGGGCUGAGAACCCAGUGAAGUUUGCCUGCUCCCACGGUGUCAAUGUGUCUCCUGCCACGGAGGUGGCUGACCCAGAUCAACUGGUCCACAUUCUGAUCGUGGAGGGCUUCCUUCUGUUCAAUUAUAAGUCCCUGAUGGAUGUGUACAACAAGUGCUACUACAUCUCCAUUCCAUAUGAAGAGUGCAAAAGGAGGAGGAGUACAAGACAAUACACCGUCCCAGACCCUCCUGGGCUGUUUGAUGGCCAUGUGUGGCCCAUGUACUUAAAGCACAGGAAAGAGAUGGUGAAAAGCUGUUUGGCCAUCAGUGUGUAUAUUUUAAUUUUCUGUUUGUCAGUAAGCGUUCUUGAAUUUAAGCUGUGCAGUUAUGUAGAUAUUUUAGUGGUGCUAGGUAGUAGCGAUCUCUUCUCUGGCAAAUGUCCUGAUCCGUGUUUACAUUCUGCUACAGCGUAUUUGGAUGGUUUGAAAUCUAAAGAAGAGCUCUACAGCCAGGUCUAUGAGGACAUCCAGAAUACACUGUUGAAUCGUUUAUAGCAGGAACUUGAUCUCCAAACCUGUAAAUAGCUCCAAGACUGAAGACUCAUUGUUUUAUACUUUUUUAUGUUUUUCUCAUUGUAUUCCUUGUAAAUAGUAUUUGUAAAAUGUACUUGCCAAGAUCUCAUUAAUCUCCAAUUAAAUUGGGUUGUCACUAUUGUUAAUGUUA
Molecule: messenger RNA, 1144 nt
Organism: Salvelinus sp. IW2-2015
Lineage: Eukaryota; Metazoa; Chordata; Actinopteri; Salmoniformes; Salmonidae
Product: nicotinamide riboside kinase 2
Cellular component (GO): cytoplasm
Molecular function (GO): ribosylnicotinamide kinase activity
Source: RefSeq, a predicted model, not a curated record